Mucor mucedo is the source of this 2701-nucleotide messenger RNA. RefSeq lists its product as uncharacterized. The coding region runs from base 105 to 2360 and encodes 751 amino acids. The transcript has 7 exons. Gene Ontology annotation, biological process: endosome organization; receptor recycling; retrograde transport, endosome to Golgi. NCBI's taxonomy places the organism in Eukaryota, Fungi, Mucoromycota, Mucoromycetes, Mucorales, Mucoraceae. The record is from RefSeq and is a predicted model, not a curated record. Gene Ontology annotation, cellular component: recycling endosome; early endosome; trans-Golgi network. Gene Ontology annotation, molecular function: protein binding.
CUCUUUUCCUCUCUCUUUAUUUAUCCCUUUUCUUUCCUUUUCGCCUCCCCCCUCCCCCUCAUUUUUAUAUUUUUUUUUAUACUCUCCUUUUUUUUUUAAUAAAUAUGAGCUCUCAGGCUAUUGUCUAUGCAGUUCAUAAUUUCGAAGCUGAAAAUGAGGAUGAAAUUAACUUUUCAAUUGGAGAAGCGAUUACCGUACUCGAAAAAGACGAAAAAUACCUUGACGGUUGGUGGCAGGGAAAAAACUUGAGAGGCGAAACGGGCCUCUUUCCCAUGAAUUACACUUCACCAGAAAAACCGAUCUUAGAGGAAGCAACACCUUAUAUGCCCAGUCCACAUUUAUCUUCUCGUUCAUCUGGAUCAACAAUAGAAGACGAGAUAGAUCAGGCCCUUUCUCAAUUACAAGUCACUUCAAACAAUACAACGGAACAUUGGGAUGUGCAACAAGUAUCAGACUGGUUGAAAUCAGUUGGGUUAGAUUCGGUGUCAGCAAACUUUAUUGACCAAGAAAUCACGGGUGAUAUCUUGCUGGAUCUCAAUAUAGAAACAUUAAAAGAGUUGGGUAUCAAUACGUUUGGUAAAAGAUACAAGGUUAUGCAGGCCAUUACUUUAUUAAAAGAACGAGAUACAAAACCGACUCCAAACACAUCCGUUUCCACUAGUGCCAUCUCACGUCCCACCAGUAGACGAUCCAUCCCUACCAGUUUACGUCGCUCCAAUUCACAGACACUAUCCACCACCACCACCACCACCACUGCCGCUGAAGACACCUCUCUUUAUCAGUUUCCCAGAAAGGCUCCGCUACCACCUAGUAUUAAUUUAUCUCCGCCUACAAAGCCAAUCGAUUUAAUGAGACCUAUUUCCCCUCAAAGCCUAAACUCUUCCAUCAGUCGAUCAAACACAUUUAAUACCGUUUCAUCCGGUGGUACUUUAAAAAGCAGAGAACUCAGUCCCGAUCCAAAGGGCUUCCAAAGUCCACGCAGAGUAUUAUCUCAAAAGAGCCAGAGUACCACAGACAGCAGCAAAAGUGAUUGGCCCGUCAUGAACGAGAGUAAUAUACCAACCACGUCUACUUCAACACCAAGACAACCAAUGCAAAUAUCAAAUGCUCACAAAUUAUCGGUUUCCUCGUUUGAAGAGCCAUCUGCUCGUACUUCCACUUCAGACGCCUUUCAAGCUCCUGAGCAUGAAGGCUGGUUACAUAAGCAAGGCGAUAAAUACAAGACCUGGAACAAGAGAUGGUUUGUCCUCAAGGGCACUAAUUUGUUCUAUUUCAAGAGUCCCAAGGAUGUGCGUAUGAAGGGUAUUAUUAACUUACGUGGUUAUAAAAUCAUUGUGGAUGAAGCCAUCCACGCCGGCAAAUACUGUUUCAAGGCUCAACAUGAUCGCGAGCGGACCUUUUUUUUCUACACCGAUACGGAAGAGUCGAUGCGUGUCUGGCUCAAGAUGUUGAUGAAGACCACCAUUGCUCGCGACUUUCGAGCACCUGUCAUGUCGUCGAAUCAUAUCGCUACCGUGUCGCUGGAUGUAGCACGCCGUAUGCGACCCAGACCUCCUUCUGUCAUCAUGUACAAAAACCAAAAGCAGCUUAAAAUGAUGAACGCCGACCAAAAAAUGACAAUGUUGGAAGAAGAAGAAGAAUCGAAUUAUAUACCAAUUGAUGAUCAUCAUCAUGUCCACCCUACGCUUGUGUCACAAUAUCGCCAAACUCGUGAAUCAGGCAUCACUAUCCACCCAGCUGAGCAACAACAGCAGCAUGAUAUCCCUCAAUUGCCCUCUCGCUAUCCUGUACCUACUUCAAACCCAAUGAUAUUAAGUGACGAAGAAGAAGACCUGAUUGAUCCUCAGCAUCGUAGUUUACCUUUAAGCAGCUCGCUCAGUAUCACUUCCAGCUUAUCCAACAGUUCGACAAGCGAUGAAUGGACGAUUGCUCAGUAUAUUGACUGGAUCAAUUCUUUCUUACCCGCUGGUAAAAAAGCCAUUGAUCUUACAAGUGCUUUCCGUAAUGGCGAUACAUUGAUUCAACUUUUGGAAGCCAUUAGUGGUAAAGAAGUCCGUCGCCCUCCUACACAAAAGGGUGGCUCUAUGAGUGUUCUUAUGCUGGAUAAUAUCGUAUCUGCCUUUAAAUUUAUGGGACGCGAAGGUGUCGAAGUGGAUGGCCGCUACACAAUCAAAGAUGUUUUUGGUGGUAAUGAAGCCAAAAUUAUUACCAUGCUAGAUGCCAUUAAAGUCUGGGCAGACGCAAAUUAUGCCACACAAGAACCCCAAUUAAAAACCUCUGCACCAAUUGCCAAGAACAGUGGAUGGAGAGCUUCAGCCAUGAUGGAACAUCCACGUAGUUUAUCUGACGAAGGCUUUUAAAACCUCCUUUCCUUUUUUUUUUUUUUUUUAAUAUUAACUAAUUAUUAUUAUCCAACUUAUUACAUACACAUUUUAUCUAUAGACUUUCCUUCUUUCUUAAAAAACUACCCAACUUCUCCAUUCCUUUCGAUUAUAUACAUUCAUUUUCUCUUCUAAACCCUCCCCUUUUUUUAUCUUAUAUAUUAUAUACAAUUUCAAUCUAUUAUUCAACUCACACAAUAUACUCUGGCAUUUCUUCCCCAUUGCAAUUAUUUCUCUUACUAUAUUAAAGUUAUCCUUUUUGAAAGCACGUUGACAACACCAACUGUGGAUUGAAAACACUUUUUUAUUUAUGGAACGGC